Molecule: messenger RNA, 2329 nt
Organism: Paralichthys olivaceus (Japanese flounder)
Lineage: Eukaryota; Metazoa; Chordata; Actinopteri; Pleuronectiformes; Paralichthyidae
Product: YY1-associated factor 2
Biological process (GO): positive regulation of DNA-templated transcription
Cellular component (GO): nucleus
Molecular function (GO): transcription coregulator activity; DNA binding
Source: RefSeq, a predicted model, not a curated record
GGCUGAGGCCCCAUCACGUGUUCCCCCUCCGAGUUUCCCCGACAGCUGAGCAGCGGCGGCGGCAGCAGCAGCUAAAUGCUUCUGUUCACCUGCAUCAUCGCAGCGUUUCCACUCGGAACUGUCACAACUUCCACAACAUGGGCGACAAGAAGAGUCCCACCAGGCCGAAGCGGCAGUCCAAGCCCUCCGCAGACGACGCGUACUGGGACUGUAGCGUGUGCACGUUCAGGAACAGCGCGGAGGCGUUCAAGUGCAUGAUGUGUGAUGUCAGGAAGGGCACGUCAACACGAAAACCACGACCGGUUUCUCAGCUGGUUGCACAGCAAGCAAAUCAACAGUUUGCACCACCCACACAGCCAAAAAAGGACAAGAAAGAGAAAUCAGAGAAAGACAAGAGCGAACCAACUCUGAAAAAGAAAAGCCAUAAAAAGACGAGGCCAAGGUUGAAAAACAUAGACAGGAGCAGCGCCCAGCAUUUAGAGGUCACAGUUGGAGAUUUGACUGUAAUAAUCACAGACUUUAAGGAGAAAGCCAAACCCACUUCUAUAGGUGCUGCAGACCAACACAGUCAAAGUGGCUCAAGCUCUGAUAACACUGAACAAGGUGUCUCCAGAUGCUCCUCACCCCGUGGAGAAAGCUCGUCGGUCAACGGAGAGACUCACUAACCUUCACACUCCAAGUCAGCACAAGUGAUUCUUCUGCACUCUCAACAGCCUCAACCAGAGAUUAAACACCAUGCACAUCUUUUUUUUUUAAUACUAUAAAAGCCAGUACGAUAGCAUUUACUUCCAUCUGGGGUUGUACUUUUCACUGCCUUCCCAUAAUGAUAAAGAAUUCAGGAAUUUAGAACUGUAACAGAAAAGCUGAUCAUGAUGAACAGAAAGAAGUAAUGGAUGUUGGUGGAGCUGUACCACAUGAUGUAAUUUAACACCUCAGAGUUAUGUUAGCAUCACACUCGGGCCUUGUUCAUCUGUUACAGCUCAAUGACAGGUGUGAAUGCAGUCAGACCACAUUCAUUUAGCAGUGUGAACGUAAAUGUCUCCUGAGCCACAAUGACGGACUGCCUACUCAGCUUAAGUCCUCUGACCUGCUACAGUUUCACAAAGAAUCACAUUUCUUUUGCACUUUUCAACAUGUAUAUACACAAAAACUCCUCAAAAUGCCCAGAAAAUUGGGUCCAGAUAUUUUCCAGGGUUUGCCUUUCGCAUAUGAAGAAUGCAGCAGGAGAUUAUCUGGGGCAAAUGCGUUCACAGCAGGGGCAUUUCAGGGAACAUUCAGGUGGGAGUGACUCCUGGGUGGAGCAUGAAGGAAAUAUAAAUAACGUAUAAAUUCUGCUGCAAAAGCUCAGUUAUCUUGUUUAUAGCACAUCGACACCAGCGUUGGCCUUUACAACCAAAAGCUCUCAAAUCUCAUUGCCUUUCCAAGUUGACAUCUGUGUCCGCGUCUUCCUAGGCUCAUCUUUUUCAUCCUCAGGUUUUAGUCCAGUUUUGUUCUUUUGCGUCUUAGAAACGUCAACGACAUGCCCAGUCGCCCGCUGUGAACUUUUACAGACAUGUUCCUGUUGUAGUAUCACAUGGGCUCACUCUGGGGGCUGGAAAAGGGCAGGAAAAGUUCAAGAAAAUUACUAGAGCAACUAACUUGGUCAUUUAUGUUCUCGCAGCCCCUUUGGAAAAUUUCAGGAAAAUAUCUGGACUUCAGGGCAUGUCUGAAAGCAGACUCUCACGAACAUGUGAACAACAGACAGAUCUGUUUAAUCAGAGUGGGUGGAAACAACAUGAUUUGAUCUUUGCAAACAGAAAUGACAUAUGUUUGUAUUUGCAUAUAGAGCAGGGAAGUGAGAUCUUAUCGCGAGUGGUCUCUGGAGACAUUCUAAUGUCAGGUAUGAACUUCCGUCCUCAGAGCCAUCCACUUGUGAUCAGAUCUCUGAGACGCAUGUUAACUCCAGAUCGGAACAGGGCCUUGGUUGGUCGUUGCAGAUGAGAAUAAGUGAUGCAUUGUGAAAGAAAAUGUGAAGAAGUCCUCUGAGAAUUGUAGCUUAUCCUUGAAUUUUGUUAUUAAUUGCACUUAAUGGCAUCCUGUGUUCAUGAUCACACGUCUUAGCAUUAUUUCCACUUUGUCAUUAACAGUCAUUCAUAACACUGUUGGUUACUGGCCUUAUCCAGCUCUCAUUUUAUGCCAUUGGAUGCAAUAAUUGUUUCACUGUCCAACAUUUGAGUAAAGAUAUUGAGCAGUUAUUCUAAGUAUGCUUCUCUUUCACUUUGUAGAGCUGAGCAUGAUGUAAUCUAUAGAAUGGUUUAUAUUGUACAAUAAUGUUGAAUAAAAUUAACUG